AUGAGCAAAAAAAGUAUACACAAAAAGAGGCAAAUUUUAACCAACGAGGGAAUUGGAUUUGAUUGGGAUGUUUCUCCUAAUUAUUUCAAUAAAAAUAACAGUGAAUCGGAAGAUUCUGACAAAGACGAAGACAAUGAACCGAAAAAGAAAAAAAUACGCAAGUUAAAUAGCUCUCAACGACGUGAAGAGCAAAGGCAAGAAGAACUAAGACUUAGAAAAGUUGAAGAAGAAUUAACUCAAAUUGAAACAAAUCCACAAAAUGCCGAUCACUUUGACAGAUUAGUGUUGUCUAAUCCCAACAGCUCAUUUAUUUGGAUUAAAUAUAUGUCUUGCCAUUUACAAGCUACCGAAGUCGAAAAAGCAAGAGCAAUAGCCAAAAGAGCAUUGUCUGUAAUUGAUUCUAGAGAAGAACAAGAAAAACUAAAUAUUUGGACUGCACUUUUAAAUUUAGAAAAUUUAUAUGGCACUAAGGAAUCAUUUAAACAAACAAUGGAUGAAGCAUUACGUUCAAAUGACGAAUAUCAGAUUUAUAUAAAAAUAUUGGAUAUAUAUGCAGAAUCUAAUAAGUUAAAAGAACUUGAAGAAUUAAUCACAAAAAUAAACAGAAAGUUUCGUGAUUCUCUUGAUGCUUAUCUACAUUGUGCCACUGUGUACUUCAAACUGAAUAAAUCUGGCAAAGCAAGAUUUAUUUUACAAAAGGCAUUGUCAAAUCUUCCAACCAAAUCACGUAUAUAAAUUUAUGUAUUAAAU
Diuraphis noxia (Russian wheat aphid) is the source of this 750-nucleotide messenger RNA. Its product is annotated as rRNA biogenesis protein RRP5-like. The record is from RefSeq and is a predicted model, not a curated record. NCBI's taxonomy places the organism in Eukaryota, Metazoa, Arthropoda, Insecta, Hemiptera, Aphididae. Gene Ontology annotation, molecular function: RNA binding; protein binding. Gene Ontology annotation, cellular component: nucleus; nucleolus; small-subunit processome. Gene Ontology annotation, biological process: rRNA processing.